GCUGCAGUUCUUUUCUUCUUUAUGCUAGAAUAGUUGUUUCUAAUUAAGCGGCCUUGCAGGUAAUGCUUUUUUUUGUAGGGCUGUAAAUCCAUCUGCUCACAUAGACAUGUUUACACUGGUAUAUCAGAAUAGUAACACAUCUGAGAACAUAAUUUGCCCAUUUGUUUUACUUCACUGUUUUUAAUUAUUCUUUAACUUCUGUGCUAGGACCAAUUUAUCUUAUUCAUCUUACUUGGUAAACACUUGGUUUAUUUUGGUUUUAUUUCCUCUCUUGCUUCCCACAAUUCAGUCACUAGGAAAUCUGCAGGUAAACAAAGCCCUAGAGCUUAAAAGCAAAAUAUUUUUUUUAUGCUGUGACUUCAUGCAUUUCACAUGUUAUAAUUCAAUCAGAUGCUCCAUCAGUGCUAUUGAUGAGAAACUUGCUUAGUCUUACUGUGAAAAAAUCAAGACAUUUGCUAAAUCCAUCAUUUUCACAUGUUCUGAUUGCUGCUACUUCCUCCAUUUUUAGAAAUGUCUGGGUUUUUUCCUCAUUUGAGUGCAUUCUGUUUAACUGGUUUUUUCUUGGAGAGAUUUAAAGGUCUUUUCAUAUUCAAAAUGAAUUGUUUUCUUUAGCUGAAAUUACUGCAAUCAGACUGGAAUUUUUCAAUUUUCUCAGUUAUUUUCCAGGAUAUUACUUCCACUCUCAAACCAGUUCAGUGUGUGGGAUUUUAUGUUCUGUCAAUUUCUCAACAUCUUUAGGAAUGUACAGGUGAAAUAUCUGUGAAUAUGAGUGAACCAGUUUUUCUUGUGCUGAAAUACUUCAUAGCACUGUAGGAUGUGUAUAUCCCUUAGGACCAGGGAGUACUGGAAAAUGCCUGAGCUAGGAUUUGUCCUGGACACAGGUGCCAGCACAUGAAAGCACAGUGAUCAUCCCCUGCUGGUCUCCAGAGUGCCACGGGAUCAACAACUAUUCAGGGGAGAAAGGAUAUUACACUUGGAAUGAUGUCAGGCAAUGAUAAUGUUAUCACUGCCUUGACAAUAACAUAAUUGGAAACACUCUAGCUGGCAAAUACUAAUCAGCUUGCUCAUAUAUUUGCUCUCAUUUAUUUUUCUUUUUCCUACAAGACUCAUGGGCUAUUAUUUCAGUGCAAAUAAUUUGGUAAGACUGACUUUUUCUGCUUAGUCACAACAGAGUUUUCAUCUCAUUGAUUUAUGCUGGUUAUAGCCUAAGAUGACGUAGAUAGUGUUCAACAGAAUUUCAAGAGCAUCUUACAAAACUCCUAAGAUCUAAAUUUGGAUACUGAAAAUGUUUUCAAACACAGUAGAAAGCAAUAUUUGAGCAUGAAAAUCAAGCUGUUAAGAACAUAAUUAUCUUCUUUCAUUUCAAAAUUGGACAUAAAAUAUUUGUCUGUUUACUGAAAGGAGAUCUGUAAAGAACAAGCAAAAAAAGAAAUCAUUCUAUAAGUAGAUUUGCAGUAUUUGAUCUUUUAUGCUUUGCUAGUUUGUUUAUUUUUACAUUAGAAUAAGAGCAAUAUUUUUAAGCUUGUUUUGAACUCCCCUGGACCCACAUUGGUCAAGUGCUUCAGCUUGACUUCAGCACUUAAUCAUCAAAAACAUCACAGUUUUCAGUUUUCAGCAUUUCAAGCUAAACCUCUGUGGACACCAUGAUAGAAUAUUCUGAUAAUUUGUCAGGCUUAAUUAACAGUUUUGUCCCUGGACAUGCAGUUUGGUAUCAGUGACGUCUACACUUGAACACUGUCUCAAACAAGACUGUGCUGCUAAACAGCAUUGCAGAGGCAAACCAAAAUAUCAGAAAUCAAUGGCAGUACCUGGAAAUGUCAAAAUCAGGAUUAUAAAUCUCAAAACUCACACAGCAUGUGUCAGUACCAUGAAACUGAAGGGACACAACAUUGCCUCAUAAUUUCCACUACUUGUCAUAACAUCACAUGUGUUUUACAAAGAAGCAAUUAAAGUUAUUAUUGUAAAUGACUAGUAAUUUAUAAAGAACAAGCUCUUACUUGUCCUGUUUUUCAGGAUUUCACUACAGUUUGCAUUGUUUUGUGACUGGAGCUUCACUAUUUUGUUCUUGCAUACUUUACCAUCCUUCAGAGUUUGUUGAUAAUUUUUGUUAUAAGGGAAUUUACUAAUCUCAGCAGAAGACUGGGAUAUUUGCAAAAUUCAAACAUGAGCCAGUUAUAGAGUUGACUUUCUACUAUUAGGCAGUUCAUUUAUUUCUUACUAGUCACUGCUACAAUUAGUGAAUUAUUUGUAACACAAAUUUGCAAGUAGUUUUUAAAAUAGAUGUUCAAUCUAUAUGAAAGAAGUUCAGAAAUCAAGAAAAACUGUUAAUAACCAGGAGAUGAUACAUAAAUUGAUUUAUUUCACCCUUUUUCAUUCUUUCUCUGGAGGCCAAACUAAAGCUGCAGGUAACAAAGAGUGCUUUAUAAGCAUCACAUCACCUUACUGUGCUUCUGAUUAUGGUAGAUGGUCAGAGACACAACAUGGAGGAGCCUUUCUAGCAGGACAGAGCGAAUUUCCAUAGAUGUGAGAACUGGAAAUGAUGUGAUCAGAUCUGGCCUGGAGUAAAAGGGCCAAACCCAAACCCCUACUUUCUUCACCAAUCUUUGCACAGUGGAUCCUUCCUUUGAGUCUUUGUAGUCCAGGAAUUUUCUGCUGCCUCCUGAAUUGUACCAUUUCUACCUAGUUUUUCCAAGUCCCUCAAAAAAACCAAAAAUUGUCUUCAUAUAUCUGAAGCUUUCCUUUAAUAUAUUCUCCUUAAUGCAUGCAAACAUCCUAUUCUCAACAGCGGAGCUUGAAUCUCAUUCCUUGCAUUCUCAUUUUUUUGCCCCUUUUCCCAGCUACCAAUUACGUUUUUGGGCAGAAGUUUUUAGUGAAAAUAUUGCAGUAACUACUGCUAUAUCCUGAUACUAUUUAGGACCCUCAUGCUCCCCUUGAUUUCUGUACACUACACCCACCAAUGAUGCUGUGAAUACCAUUGUAAUUAUCAAGCGUAAAUUAGUUAGUAGUAAACUAACUAGUAAACCAGUUAGUAAAUUCUGUUUUCUCCUUUUCAUAGUUUUUUAUUAAUAUUAAUUUUGGCCUUCGAGCAAGAAUAUGUCUACACCAAGAAUCUUUCUCCUGUUUUCUGCCUUUCUUUGAACAAAGUCCUUAUUCGGUGUAUUACAGCAUAGCACCUUUAUACCCUCUCCUUAAACCAGUAUAAGCACACAGAGCCAGUAUAAAGAGGGGUCCAGCACCCUCGUGGGACUGAGGAGAUACAUGGCAAGUCAGACUGUGCAGCCACAUGUGUGUUAGUGCUGGCACAGGAGAGAGCUCACAAUGAGAGGAGCUAUGAUAACAUCAGAGGGAAUUAGCCCGGCUGCCAGGACUGCUGUGCGCACACCAACGUGACAAUACACUGAUGGAUUUUCUUUGAUCCCAAGGGAGCUGGUUGGCUCAUUCUGCAUCGGGCUGGGCUCUCCUAUUUCCAUCCACAGGGUGGUUCUCCCCACGGUGUGCUGUGGCUGACAGUCUCCCUGCCUGAGAUACAAGAGCUUUCCCUCAGCUGCUGCUCAAGCUCUUGUUUGCCUCGGCAUUUACAGCAGCUUGAUGUCCAGCAUCUGCUUCAGAACAAUUCUUCCUUACUCAACACAUGCUACCAGGGGAAGGCAGGGAAGUCCCCCUGCAGCAGGCAGGAUGAAGUAAAUGCCUUUGCCCACUUUUUUAAACGAGACUGACAUCUGCCAGUUAUUCUGAUACAACGAUAUCGUGGUUUUGAUAAUCCCUCCUUGGAAGCAAAGAUCAGAAAGCCUGAGGUGAAGAGGGAAGUGACAACAAAGCUCCUGCAGUGAAUGAGCAUGGAAGCUGAGCCAUCUUUGGCAAAAGGGGAAUUUGCCAUCAACAGCUGCCGAGCCCUGGGCCCCUGGGGCUCAGGGAGGGAGUGGCCACCAAAGCUUCCCGAGGCAAAUUCCAUUGCACUUCCCAUGGGACAGUGCUGGGAAACUGCGCUGGAACAGCGAACUCUGCCCUGCAGAGCUGUGCUCUUUUUGGGGGAUGGCCUCAGCCUCUUAGUGCCAUCCUCCUCUGCCAAGCUCUCAGCCUCCACCUGCCGGCGGAGCUGGUCCAGAAGGCCGAAAAAAGUGAAAAAAAUGUGUGAUCAGGGUUGCAGCAGUGAGUGAUAAGGAGAAUCAGCCUAGUAUAAUAAUUAACAAGCUGUGCUUUCUUUCCCUUCUAAGUGUUUCAAACCAAAUCCAGGUUUUGGAGAGUAUUUUCACUAUUAUUAUUUCAUAGGGAUAGACACAAAGCAUGAUUUACCUCUGGUUUUCUUCCCUGUGUUCUUCACUCUUCCUCUAGCAGCCCUGCCCCUAGUUGCUGCUCUUUUAAUCUCAUUCCUCUGCCCUCGUUCCUUCUCUGAUUUUCCAGCUGUGCCCUGCUCUUGUCCUGGAUGGGAGGAAAGUUCUGUGUUCCUGGGACAUACUUAAACAUUUGGCUAAUUUUGUGCCUGUUUCCAAGAGCCUGUGUAUCAAAUCCUUCAAAACCUAACUUUUUACUGAUACUGGCUGAUGACCUUGGUAUUGGAGAUUUGGGUUGCUAUGGCAAUGAUACAAUAAGGACCCCUAACAUUGAUGGCCUGGCAAAGGAUGGAGUGAGACUCACUCAGCACAUCGCUGCAGCAGCUGUCUGUACUCCCAGCAGAGCUGCUUUCCUGACUGGCAGAUACCCCAUCAGAUCAGGCAUGGCAUCCAGCACUGAGCGUCAGGUUCUCUUCUGGAACGGUGCUUCAGGGGGGCUCCCACCAAAUGAAACCACUUUUGCCAGAAUACUCCACCAGCAAGGUUAUUCUACAGCACUUGUAGGGAAGUGGCAUAUGGGUGUGAACUGCAAAACCCGCCAUGAUCACUGCCACCAUCCUUUAAAUCAUGGUUUUGAUCAUUUUUAUGGCAUGGCUUUUACGCUUCUCAAUGAGUGUCAAGGCUCAGAUGACCCUGAAUUGGCCAAGUCUUUGCAAGAUACAUAUUGGUUUUACACUCAGAUGAUCAUCCUUGCAGUAUUUACUCUUGUGGUUGGAAAACUCACCAAUUUAUUCCCAGUUAAAUGGAAAAUAAUCAUCUGUUUGGCCAUCUGUGGUCUCCUUCAUUUCAUCUCCUGGUUCUCCAGCUAUGGUUUCACCAAGUACUGGAACUGCAUCCUGAUGAGAAACCAUGAUAUCACUGAACAACCAAUGAACCUACAAAAAACUACUUCUAAUAUGCUGAAGGAGGCAGUUGCAUUCAUUGAAAGAAACAAGCAUAGACCGUUUCUUCUCUUUGUUUCCCUUUUACAUGUUCACACCCCUCUCGUUACCACAGAGAAGUUUCAGGGAAGAAGCAGGCAUGGCCUGUAUGGAGAUAAUGUAGAGGAGAUGGACUGGAUGGUAGGCAGGCUUCUGGAUGUUAUUGACAAAGAAAACUUGAAGAAUACCACCUUCAUUUACUUUGCAUCUGAUCAUGGAGGAUUCUUAGAGGCUCACAGAGGAAAUUCUCAGCUGGGUGGAUGGAAUGGGAUAUAUAAAGGUGGAAAAGGAAUGGGAGGCUGGGAAGGAGGAAUCCGUGUUCCAGGCAUAGUUAGGUGGCCAGGAGUGUUGCCUGCGGGGACAGUCAUCGAUGAACCCACGAGCCUUAUGGACAUUUAUCCUACAGUAGUUCAACUGGCUGGAGGGACAGUGCCUCAGGACAGGGCCAUGGACGGGCACACCUUGCUGCCCCUGCUGCAGGGGACAGAGCAGCACUCCAGGCACGAGUUCCUGUUCCACUACUGCGGGGUGUUCCUGCACGCAGUGCGCUGGCACCAGAAGCACAGUGGCACUGUAUGGAAAGCUCAUUAUGCCACUCCAGUAUUUCAGCCAGAAGCCUCUGGGGCCUGUUUCAGAAGAGGAAUUUGUCCAUGUUUCGGGGAUGGGGUAAUCCAUCAUGACCCUCCACUGCUGUUCAAUCUCUCACAAGAUCCAUCUGAGGCAAAUCCUCUUUCAGCUGACACUGAGCCCUUGUUUGACACUGUGGUGAGGAGAAUGAGAGGAGCUGUGGAAGAGCAUCGCAAGACUCUGACUCCAGUCCCACAACAGCUCUCUCCUUACAAUAAUAUGUGGAAGCCGUGGCUGCAGCCAUGCUGUGGCACAUUCCCAUUCUGUUGGUGUAAUGAAAAUAACAAAACAUAGUCUAAUACCAAAGUCAAAGUACAGCUAGCUUUAAAGAAAUUGGUAAUUUUUCACAUUCACAUGACUACAGUCAUAAAGAGAUUAAAGAUUAAAUUAUACUGGGAUAACUAAAAGGGACAUUAGUAAUCACUAAUGGUUUUUUUCAACCUUUUCUCUUAUCCAUGGAAAUUAAGUAAGGCUGUGGUUUAAAAAAAAAUUAGGGGUCAUCUGUAUAAUCUAUCUCUCAAGUGAGUAAUUCAGGAUUAAUUACCAAAUAAAUGAAUCAAAAUGUAUUUUCUUACUGACUUACAAAUCAAGCAAAUGAUGACAGAUAAAAAAGCAAAUUUUCAAUAGCAAUCUCGUGUAUAGGAAAUAUGCUUGUUGAGAGAACAGGACUGAGCCCAAGAGGGUAUCCCUGUUAGGCCUUAUGUUUUUAAUGAAAAAUUAACCUUUUGCACAAAAAUGAAAGGAUUAUGACAAUGAAAAAAGUAAUAAAAAUAAAAUUGCACAUUUAAUUUGGAAAUAUACCAAAAUGUAUUGGCCUCUCAAAAAUAAGCACCUAUUAAAUUACAGCUUUUUUUUUGCCUCAUUAUCUGUGCAUUUAUUUGUCUGUCAUGCAAGAUUUCCUAGGGAAAACUCAACUGACAAGGAUGUUUUAAAAAUUAGCUAAAGUUAGCAUCUCAGAAGCAGUAGCAAAAUACCUUGUUGUCAUCUUAUUACACAGCUCCCAUACCUUCUCGUGAUUUCUCACGUGCAGCUUCUCACAGCACCAACUCCUUCUCCUUCACAGCAAAACCAACAAACUCCAACUAUCCUCAACCACAUAACCCACUGUUUUGUAGCAUUUGUCUUCUUAUUGGACACAGCUGUGGCCUGUUAAGGGCAGGCCUGUUCCUAAUCUUUGGUGAUUGGCACAGCUACAAAUCCUCAGGGGUGAGAUCACUUCUGCACUAUCUUUAUUUUCUUACAUACUAUCCCCUCACAGUACCUAGCUACUCUGAAAUGUUAAACCACAGCAAUUCUUACUGAUAUGUGUUUUCCAUGUAGUUAGGUCAUCUCACUUGUGAGAGCAUUGAAAAUCAUCACCCCGCUGCCUUGAGAAGAUUGCAAAAUUUGCGACCUAUCUGUGAGACCACUUCAUAAGCCUGCAUGUCCUACUUGAGUAGGAAUUUCAUUCCUGAUUUCAUAGGAAUGCCAUUAUACCUCCUGAAAAAUAUUCUUUGUUUAGUGAAACAACACUAUGUUUUCAGUAGGAGGUAUGGAAAAAAAAUUCACCUCACAGUCUCAUCACUUCUGUAUACAGGUCAUCUUCCCCAAGCCAAAGAAGUGUCAGCACUCUGUACAGUCAUUAAGGGAAAGGAGGGUAUUAAAAUACCUAAUCCUCUCUUGCUGCCCUUAGGUUAAAUAAAUUCAUCUCUCAAGAUAUAAUCCUAGCCAUGCUCUUGCAGGGAUUUUGUGUCAAAUCAGAUUUUCAAAUGGAGGUUCCGGUAUUUUUUCCUCCCCCAAAAAGGUAGAUUGUGGGUAAGAGACUCAGAUUCAAACUUCAAAGUCUUCCUGAACACUCUAUAUUCAGCUCCUGCUUUAAAUAGUAUCAAGGGAUGGUAAGAGCUGCAGAGCAGGUACUGCAGGUGACAUGUUUCCUUAAAGCUUGCUGUCUCAAGGCGCCACACCUGUGCAGCUCUAUUAAGGACCAAGGUUGCCUCUGUGUAAAUUUCUGUCUUUUAGAAACAAAAGAGACAAGAAGGCCCAUAGCAAGUCUCUCUCUCAGCUCCUGAGCUGCCCCAUCAGAUCCCUUUCACCAGCUUUGGGACAAAAGAGGAUGCAUGUCUGGAUUAUGCACCCUGUGCAGUGUUUCAGGGAACCUCCUGACUGACACCUUAGUGUGCUAGUUUGUGGUGGGGUGAGUCACUGCUGUUUAAACAGCAUAGGUUGUGACCAUGAUGCAACACCAAAUGCAAGUCUCUAAAUAGCUGACCAGGCAGUUCUCCAGGUUAUUUGCCGUUUCACCUUUUCGCUAAAAGGUCAAGAAGAAAGUUACAUGGAAAACAUUUCACAGAAAUCAUAGAGCAUGCAUGAAAAUAAACUGAUUGGAUGCCUCAAUGUCACACUUAAUAGAAGCAUCCAAAAAUAUGUUUGUUCUCACUUCCUGAUAGUGUUUAAAUUUGCACCAGCAUUGCUACACACUUGUCAGAUUUGACACUUCUCUGUGGCUGACAGGGACAGAAACCAGAGCAGCUGCAUUUCACUGAAUUCAUGCAGGGAGAAAAGAGCAUAAAAUAUCACAUGUUUUAAAGCCAGUCUGGCUGAUUCAGAGAUGGAGGACAAAUCCUACCACUCAGUGGGGAACAAAGCCAAAAGCUCUCAAGCCAGCCAGCUCAGUAGCAUCUACAUUAUCAGUUAAACACAAGGAUAAGUUUUUUCUCAGUUUGCUUCACUGACUUCCCCACUCACCCACUCCAAUCAUUAAGUUAAAUAUCAGGAAAAAGUUUUUCACACAGAAGUUGGUUGAGCAGUGGAACAGGUUCCCCACGCAAGUGGUCACAGCACAAAGCCUGUGAGUUCAAACAGUAUUGGAACAAUGCUCUCGGGCCCAUGGUGUGACUCUUGCGAUGUCCUGCACAGGGCCAGGAGGUGGACCCAGUGAUCAUGCUGGGUCCUUUCCAACUCAGUAUGUUGUAUGACUUACACACAAGAACAUGCCAGUCCCACACUAGGCCAUGAUGAGAGCACUUACCAGGAGGUGGGAUGGUGAUCAUGCACCCACUCAGCAUGCAAGCAUAGACCCAAACUUCAAGAAGCCAGACUAGGCAGGCCAGUACAUCAGCAAGACCCAGAACUCAACCUCUAAACACAUUGUGAAAAAAAUCACCCUGUAUAAAUUUAAACAUUAAACAUUGGUCUAAUUCCUCAUUCCUCUGCAAAUUAAAUUUGCUGAACUGCUGUAUAGAGUCAGAUGCUAAGGAGUCACGUAGAUACCCAUGUUGCCUUUCUGACAUCCAAACAGAUAAUUUUAUCUCGGCUGGCAUCUGUGGAAAACCAGAGGCAUUUUCAGGCAGGAGGAGGAGAAAUUAGGGCUGGCAGCAUAGAGAACCUGCUUUUGUCAACUGUUAGGAGACCUCAGCCAGGCACAAGGAAAAGUGCUUUUCCCACACAGAGAGGGAGAGGGCAGACAAUGCACACAGAGGAUCUGCAGGCAAGAAGGAGAGCAAAGCAAUGGGAAAUUCCUGAAUUGGAAGCAUGUCACUUCAAAAAACAGAGGACAGGAAAGAAAACUAUUUUCACCCCUAAGUUCCUCUCACUAUCUAAAGCUAAAUGUAUCUUAAAAUGUACAAAUUUUGAGGGGACAGUGGUAAGCAGGAAAAGGAAGUUAAUUAUUUAAUGUGUUUCAAGCAGAUCCUAGCCAUGGAUUGGUUGCAAAUCUUUCUGUCUGUAUCCACUUUAACAAGGACAUGUAAGCUCUGCAGAAGGUGUUCUUCUGAUCUUUUGGCAAAUGUAUAUUCCCCAUAAAGCAGAUGAACACAACAUCACACUCAAGGUGUCCUCAUGAGCCCUUUCACAUAAAAUGCACUUACAGGCACAAACUCUGUCACAAAACCUUCUUGAAUAAAACUGGAAGGAAGGAAGGAAUUCUCAAUUCAGUUUCCUUGAAAAAUCAUCUAUAAUGAUAUUUUUCAAAAUAUAUUAAUAUAAGAAUAAAAUCUAAAUUGUAAGUUUUCUCCCUUUGUAGCAAGGCACAAGGACUACAUAAAAUGACCUGUUAGGAAAACCUGAGACCACUGGCCAAACUCCAAGCCAUACAAGAAUGUGCCUACACAUGGUUUAAUAUAGACACCAUAGAGAGGGAAGUAUUACUCUGUAACAAAUGAAGUUUGUUUUACUGAAAGAGCUGUGGCUGUACUGUGUAAAUGUUUGACAUUCAUGUUGGAUGAAGCCGACUUCCACUUUACUCCUUUCAUCAUUAUUAAAUGACAUUUGGAAUUGUUGAAUUAGACUGACUCAACAGAGUAAUUGUCAAGUCUCACAGGAGUGAGACAAUAAGCUUCUCAGAAGCCUCACUUCACCAUGUUUAAAUAUUAGACACAUUGCUUUGCUCCCUGCUGCGACUCAAGGGAGUGCCAGCACACAGAUCACAAGAUCCCAUCUUCUAAGGAUGCAAAAUAGUUGUGUAACAAAUAAACUGAGAAAAGCAAUUUGAGCUCAAAAUUUAUCCAGCUUGAAAUUCCCUCUGAGUAUAUUUGAGAGGCAUUUACAUAAAUAACCAAGGAGUAACAAAAAACCUUUUGCUCAUUACAGAUUUUGGGUUAAUAUACACAAAUACAGGCAUAUAUAUAGUGUUGAACUCAAUACGACCCUGGAAGAUUUUGGUAGGAUGUUUUGAUUGUAAUGUUAUAUCUAAUCAACUCCACUAAAAAGACUCAGAUUUAUUCAAAACCUUGUUUCUCAUUGAAUUACCCUACUACUGCAUUACUAAGAUUUCUUGAAUGCCAGAAUAGAAAUGGCAACUCUCCAUGUUGAGAUAAAUGGGAUUACUAGAGGAUCCAAACAACCUUGGCUUCUGCUCUGCCAUUUCUCUAAAAGCUGUAAGUAAAAGGUUUGGAAACAGAAAGAAUUUAUGGAGGUUUGAAAAGAAAAAAAAAAGACUCUAAACAAAACAAAACAAAACAGGUAGUCAUCCAUGACAUGCAAUUAAUUCUGUUCCAAGUACUUAAUCCUGUGAGAAGGCUCCAAAAAUCUUAUUGCUCUAAAAUAAACAAAUUAUCUGGUUAAAAUUGAACAAACACUUCUCCAAGGCAGUUAAAUGAAAAGUAUUAAAAUACUCACAACUAAGAGACUGGCUAUCUUGGAAUUUUAGGGUUUUUAUACCUCCAGCUUGUUGAAGUUGAAAGGCUUCUAACAACAGAGUAAAAUCCAAGGGAAAAAUGCUUGCAACUGUAUUUCUUCCCCCUUUAUUAAUCUAAUUCUCAGUUUUCUAGCAGUUAUUAUUUAUAUAAGUUUAAGUCAAUCAUUAUCACUGUAUUUUUUCAGCUAACUUUGAUAUAAUUAUGGUAUGGUGUUAUUACAAAAUGAAAGUUUAUGCAAGGAUGCAAAAUAUAACUUGAGUGUCACAGCUUUUAAUUUUUAGCACAAAAUAAACUAUGCAUGAGCCACCCAUCUUAGGAUGAACCAAAUUUUAGCUGAAACAUUUUGCAACCAAUAUGCUGAAAAUGCAGACUACUUCAGUGAGCAUUCUUAACUGACAUGUAUUUUUGGAGGCUAUUUAAAAAUUUACUACUAUGAAUUUAAUCUAAUUUACUGGGUUGAUAAAAAACCAAACAAACAAACAAAAAAACCCCAAACCAACAAAAGUUCAUACCACAGAAAUAAAAUCUCAAAACUAAUAAAAAGAAAACUGGGGGAACUGGAAUAUGAGAUUUGAAUUAAUGAGAUAUGAAGAAAACAGGUCCAUUUAAUGUUAUGUUCAAAGUCAUAGGAAUCAAAACAGUUUAGAUUAGGAAAGCAACAGAAUCGGAUCCAUUAAGAAAUAAAUAGACAUACUGCAGACUUACUGGUGAAAACCGAGCUGUUUAUAGGAGCACACAAAAGUCCCAAGCACCUGCUACUAACCCAGCCUCCCAUUCAUGGAUAGAAAAAUCAAGGUGAAGAAAACCAAACAAAACAAAGCAUUUUUUUGAGCACCAGCUUUAAAAAACUAUUUCUGUGAGCUGACUGAUAUAGAGGGACAAAGAAAACUUAUUUCCCAAGAACAACCCAGAUGGAAAUGUCCUCACAAAACACUAGACAGUAAAUUAAGUGAUAUUUCAAGAACACCAAUCUCCUUUUUCUGUAGGCUAGGAAAGGUCAUUAACUCACAUGUCUAAAAUUUUCAAGAAUUUUCCUUGUGGCACACCCACACUAUCUCCUUCUUAUACACGAAGAGCACCCAAUAGAAUUGUUGUAUGGUAAAUAAAAGCCAUGAAUACCUACAGGCACGUAACAGAAAAAUUAGCAUGUUUUGUUUCAAACACAAGUUGUCCUCUCUAAACACAAAGUCUACCCACAACUUUAAGUCAUAGUUUAGCCUUGUUCAAAGAUGAAUAGUGCCACCAAAAACUUUACACAUCUUAACUUUUUUUACCCUAAAAAUACCUGAGGUUAUACCACACUUUAAUGUGGGAAAACAACUCCAGGUGAAGCUUGGUGGGUUUUUAUUUCUCAUUCACAUUUUGACUUAGCAAAGCUCAUCACUGUGGUUCAUGGCCACAUGCAGCCCAUAACACCCCUCAGACCCAGGAGCUCAGAACUGAUGGCCAUAAAAGCCCAGAAUGCUCCUUGAAGCACAGCACUGGAUUCACAUACAAAAUUCUCCCUUUUCACAUCCUGGUGGCAAGAGUUGUGUGCUAGAAGCCAUUGCAACAUUACAUUACCAGUAGCUAGUUGAAUUUUUCAUGUGUGAAGACAGGACAAAAAAAUUAGGACAGGACUCUUAACAGCUAUACUUUUCCAUGAAAUACAAUAAACCAACUACUGUUUGCUAAUACAAGAGAUCCUAAACAUUAUAAUUAUGUAUGUCUGUAGAAAUAAUUAUUAAUCUCAACUUUUAAUUCUGCUCAGCAGAUAAUGCUAAUGUCUCAAAAGCAAUUCAAUAAAAUUAAAA
Molecule: messenger RNA, 12785 nt
Organism: Zonotrichia albicollis (white-throated sparrow)
Lineage: Eukaryota; Metazoa; Chordata; Aves; Passeriformes; Passerellidae
Source: RefSeq, a predicted model, not a curated record